This is a messenger RNA of Coregonus clupeaformis (lake whitefish), 4419 nucleotides long. RefSeq names its product DEAH (Asp-Glu-Ala-His) box polypeptide 34 (gene dhx34). Gene Ontology annotation, molecular function: RNA binding. The coding region runs from base 403 to 3906 and encodes 1167 amino acids. Gene Ontology annotation, biological process: nuclear-transcribed mRNA catabolic process, nonsense-mediated decay. The transcript is spliced from 16 exons. The record is from RefSeq and is a predicted model, not a curated record. Lineage: Eukaryota; Metazoa; Chordata; Actinopteri; Salmoniformes; Salmonidae. Gene Ontology annotation, cellular component: intracellular anatomical structure.
ACAAUAGUUGGGACGGACCGUCGUUAUUAUUGUUCCGCUGCAAACUUUGUCAAUCGUUUGUAUGUAUUUUCCUGUUGGCGCUAUCUUGAAUAUUGAUCUGAUGAAACAGGAAAGCAUAACUCAGACAGAAUACUGGAUUGAUUAUGGGUAUUUUGAUUAUUAAAGAAAAGAAAUCAAGAUAACCUGUAGCUAUAGCUAGCUUACACAUUAUUUAUCUUGAAUGCAGAGGAGUUGCUAGCUAGUAGCGAACUGCUCUACUAGUAGCUAACUAAGUCAGACUUCUAUGUUGGAGACCCUUGACUAUUGAGUGAGUGUCUAGCUAGCCUUAUUGACUUACUAAUCAUCUGGUUGACUUGACGUCAGAAUCGCGAGUGUGUGUUAUAUAAAGUUGUAACGUUAGAGAUGUCGGAGAGGAGGAGGGACAGCCGUAGCUGGGACUGGGACAGCCCUCAGUGCCGAGCUCAGAUGGAUCAGAUUUUCUUCCGCCAGCAUGACUACAUCCAGAACGGAACCACGGAACACAAAGAGUUCUGGGGCUUCUUCGACCGCUUCCAGAGGUUCAAAACCAGGAAGGACAUGUCAGGGGGCAGCACGAAGGAAGACAUGGAGGAGGGCAGAGACAGGAAGAAGACUGUAGAUCUGGGUCUGCCUAAGGAAUAUGACGCCCGCUAUCGGAUCAACGUGUCCGUUUGUACCAAAGACGCAGAGGAGAGGCUGGAGACGGGGAGGUCUGAUCAGAGACACAGCCACAGACAGAGCUCCUCCGGCCCAGGGAGUCAGGUGGUCGCUGACUGUCGCCUGGCGUUGCUGCACUUCCUGGACUUCUGCCAAAGGCAGAGCUUUGGGAAGCUGGUCAAGCUGAGGACGGAGCAGAAAGCCCUUCCCAUCUUCCAGUACCGGGACCGGAUCGUGGAGUUGGUGCGGGCCAACCCGGUAGUAGUGGUGGCGGGGGAUACAGGCUGUGGGAAGUCCACCCAGGUCCCCCAGUACCUCCUCUCCUCUGGGUUCAGUCACAUAGCCUGCACUCAGCCUCGACGGAUCGCCUGUAUCUCCCUCGCCAAGAGGGUCAGCUUCGAGAGUCUCAACCAGUACGGCUCCAAGGUUGGGUACCAGAUCCGUUUCGAGGGGACCCGUACCCCGUCCACCAAGCUGUUGUUCCUGACAGAGGGGUUACUACUGAGACAGAUCCAGGCUGACCCGGCCCUGGAGCAGUACCAGGUUUUGAUUGUUGACGAGGUGCAUGAGAGACACCUCCACUGUGACUUCCUCCUGGGAGUACUGCGCUCCCUCCUGGCCGCCCGCCCCGACCUCCGCCUGGUCCUCAUGUCCGCCACCAUCAACAUCAAACUCUUCUCCAGCUACUUUAAUACUGCACCUGUGCUGCAGGUCCCGGGCAGGCUCUUCCCUAUACAGGUGAUCUACCAGCCCACCCCACCAGAGGAGCAGCCGUCCCGCUCUGAGAAGUUGGACCCCCGGCCAUACCUCCGGGUGCUGCAGGGCAUCGACCAGCGCUACCCGCCCGAGGAGAGGGGCGACCUGCUCCUGUUCCUCAGCGGCGUGGCAGAGAUAUCCACCAUCUUGGAGGCAUGCCAGGCCUACGCCACACACACCAAGCGCUGGAUCGUCCUGCCCCUCCACAGCACCCUGUCCCUGGUACAGCAGGAUAAGGUGUUUGACAUCUCUCCUCCAGGAGUGAGGAAGUGUAUCAUCUCUACCAACGUAGCAGAGACAUCAGUCACCAUCGACGGGGUGCGCUUCGUAGUCGACUCAGGCAAGGUGAAGGAGAUGAGUUUUGACCCGAAGGCUAAGAUGCAGCGUCUGCAGGAGUUCUGGAUCAGUCGAGCCAGUUCAGAGCAGAGGAAAGGCCGAGCCGGCAGGACAGGUCCGGGGGUGUGUUACCGGCUCUACUCUGAAUCUGACUAUGAGGCCUUCGCACCUUACCCCGUCCCAGAGAUACACAGGGUGGCCCUGGACUCCCUCGUACUACAGAUGAAGAGUAUGAGUCUGGGAGACCCACGGUCCUUUGUGUUCAUCGACCCUCCUCCUGCGGCCAGUAUCCAGACUGCAGUAACCUACCUCAGGGAACAGGGGGCGCUAGACGCUAGAGGAGAACUCACCUCUAUAGGCAGCCUGCUGGCACAGCUACCUGUUGACGUGGUCAUAGGUAAGAUGCUGGUGCUGGGAUCAGUGUUUAACUUGGUGGAGCCGGUGCUGACGGUGGCUGCUGCCCUCAGUGUCCAGUCCCCAUUUCUCCGCUCGGCCCAACACAACCCCGACUGUGCCACAGCACGCCAGCCCCUGCACUCCAACCAGGGAGACCCCUUCACCCUGCUCAACACCUUCAACGCCUGGGUGCAGGUGAAGGGAGAGCGGGGCGGUGCCAGCAGGAAGUGGUGCCGGAGGAGAGGACUGGAGGAACAGAGACUUUAUGAGAUGGUCAACCUACGAAGACAGUUCAAGGAGCUGUUGCGUAGCCAUGGUCUGUUGGAGGUGCUGGAGGAGAGGGCUCCCUCUGGUGGCGAGCGCGGGAAGCGCAGGGAGAGGUUGACCGAGAGGAGGAAGUUACACCAGCUGAAGAGAGAGCAUGACCUGGCAGAGGGCGGCAGGAGGAAGGUCCUAAGACUAGAGGAGGGCCAGGACGGGGAUGGGGAUUCGGGGUCGGACACAGAGCAGGGCACGACGGGACGGGACGGGAAGGACAAGGAGCAGACAGGGGGACACAACCUGGACAUACAGGAAGUGAAGUUCAAGCUUCGCCACAACGUGUCAGAGCUCCAGGAAGCGGCGUCGGCCAGCCAGGACCUGUCGUCAAGGCAACAAGCCCUUCUGAAGCUGCUGCUUUGUCGAGGCCUUUACCCCCAGCUGGCACUGCCAGACGAACACAACGCCAACCGCAAGGACUCAGAACAGGUGUUCCACACCCGUAACAAGCAGGGGGUAGUGAUCCACCCCACCAGUGUGUUUGCCAGCGACCCAGAGGUGCUGCACGUCCCCGAGGAGGGGAACAGAGAGGGACCUGAUAAGGGGGAGAGCAGCAGACACCAGCUCCUAGCCUUCGUUACUCUACUAGAGACCAACAAGCCUUAUGUAUCCAACUGUGUCAGAGUCCCAGCCCUGCAGGCCCUGUUGCUGGUAGCUAAUUCCUUGGACAGUAACGCUGACUGUACCAGGCUGGUGGUGGACGGCUGGUUGGAGGUAGGGCUGACAGGAGAAGGGGCUCUGAAGGUUCUGUCCUCCUCCCUCAGCCUCAGGGCUGACUGGGAGCGCCUCCUGCUAGCCCAGCUGGGACAGGGCACCCUGGGGGCCGGAGCGGGGAGCAGGUCCAAGGCUGGGGGAGGAGAGGGGCUGGGGGUGCCUGGCCUCUCCCGUAAAGACCUGGAGAAACUCAGUGAAGGACUGGUCCGCUUCCUGCUGUACACCGAGGUGAGCUACAGUCUACGUCGUCUGACAGGCCUGCAGGUACAGAACCUGUACGUAGGUCCCCAGCCCCAGACGGAGCUCUCCGAGCCCCACGCCCCAAACCCUCUUUUCCCUGGGGUGGAGGCACAGCCUGACCCCAUCAAGGGAGGCCUCCGAGUCACCAAAUACUUCACCUAUAACUGCCUCACUGACUCUAAGGACCUCUACAGUGAGUGUCUGCGUAUGUUCUGGUCCUGUCCCCACUGUGACCUGUACAGUCCUGUCACGCCGCUGGAGAGGAUGAGCCACGAGGUCACCUGCAGGCCGCCCGGGGAACAGCAGGACAACCAGGACAAAGAGGGUGACAAUGUGAAGGUAGCCUCCUCUUCCUCCUCUGUGUCCAGUCUGGUCAGAGUCUACCACUGUGAUGUCUGUGACAAGGAUCUGACGCUCACUUCUACAGAGAUCCUCAAACACAAGAGACAGCACAUGCACUCUGGACGUUGAAACAGAGUUCCUUAAACACCAAGAGACAGCACAUGCACUCUGGACGUUGAAACAGAGAUCCUUAAACACCAAGAGACAGCACAUGCACUCUGGACGUUGAAACAGAGAUCCUUAAACACCAAGAGACAGCACAUGCACUCUGGAUGUUGAAACAGAGUUCCUUAAACACCAAGAGACAGCACAUGCACUCUGGACGUUGAAACAGAGAUCCUUAAACACCAAGAGACAGCACAUGCACUCUGGACGUUGAAACAGAGUUCCUUAAACACCAAGAGACAGCACAUGCACUCUGGACGUUGAAACAGAGUUCCUUAAACACCAAGAGACAGCACAUGCACUCUGGACAUUGAGCAACACUAAAGUUUCCUACCUAGAACACCUGAUCAGGACAAAGUAAUGGCCUUCAAUUAACUGCUAUGGAAAUCAAUUACCUGAAGGGGUUUUCUGGUGAAUAAUGCAAUGGACCAUUUGUUUUAUAAUAAAAUCAAGAGUCACGCCUCUUUCUUCUCAUCA